Messenger RNA from Drosophila guanche, 4227 nucleotides. It is a transcript of the gene Topors, whose product is annotated as E3 ubiquitin-protein ligase Topors. Bases 452 to 3742 code for a protein of 1096 amino acids. Lineage: Eukaryota; Metazoa; Arthropoda; Insecta; Diptera; Drosophilidae. Gene Ontology annotation, biological process: protein monoubiquitination; protein polyubiquitination. The transcript has 4 exons. The record is from RefSeq and is a predicted model, not a curated record. Gene Ontology annotation, molecular function: metal ion binding; ubiquitin protein ligase activity.
CGCUGGGUAGUUCUCAUGUAGCAUAAGUAAUACCAUUUUGUGGAAAUUUGGACAAACAAAUUUACUUUCCUUGAUAUUGAAUAUUUAAAAUAUUAAAGUUGAAGUGCACUCAAACACCAAAGAGCAGUGAAAAAAGCCUCUUGAGACUUUUGGCUACCGGAAGCGAUAGUCAGAGCAUGUUGUAAUGAGGCUGUUGCCCUAUUAAAGCGAUGCAAAAAAAGACGCAUGUGAAUUUUUACUAUGUAUUGUGAACGAUGAACCAGAUGAUAGUCUGUGUGCAAGCGAGAUAGCAAGUGCCAGAGUAGACACAAAAACUCGGAUUUUAGUGCGGGGCCCGAGCGCCCAUUCCGAACUACAUUGUAACUUGAGGCUCGCCCUCACUUUCCGCCCGUCAUCCGGAACAAGUCACCAACUCAGCAGCAGAUAACAGAAUUUUAAUUGAACGCUCAACAUGGCGGAGGUGGUAGAGGAGCUGCCCGCAGCAGCAGCCGCCUCCUAUGGGGACGAUGUCGCUGCUUCUGUUAUUGUUGAGCCUGUUGGCACAGGCCUGCCGGGCGGACUAGCCCUCACGGCCAACGGUACUGGCAGCAGAACCCUAACCCUGCCACCGGCAGCCAUGAAAUUCGCCGAUCUCACGGAGAGUGGCAGCGAAAGUGGCGACGGCGACGGCGACGGCGAUGGUAGUGCCAAUGCCAACGGCAACGGAGAGCCGGGCACCAGUGCAUCGGGCAGUGGACGCACAUCGCCGCCACCAAACUGUGCCAUCUGCUUGUCGCGCUGCAAGCGGAAAUGCUUCACCGACUCGUGCAUGCAUCAGUUUUGCUUCAAGUGUCUCUGCGAGUGGAGCAAGGUUAAAGCUGAGUGCCCGCUGUGCAAGCAGCCCUUCAAGACAAUCAUCCACAAUGUGCGCACCCUGGACGACUUUGACAGCUAUCCGGUACAGAACUCAUCGCCGCCCAUACCCGAUCAUCAUCCAGCGUUGCGUUUCCAAAUUGUGCGGCGACCCAGGUUCAUGCCGCUGGUGCAGAAUCAGUCGUCGAUGACGAAUGAUCUGGACGGCGCUGCGGCUGCGGGUGAUGCGUCGCAGGAUGGCCUGCCCACCGUUGAAACGGCAGGUGGGAUCCGACACGCGUACAACCGCUUCGAGCCGUACCGCAUGGAGUUGAUGAACUUCUAUCGCCACGACCAGGAUCCCGCCAUCUCGGGCAGCUCACUGAGCCAGCUCUGGCGACGUUAUGUCUACGAUCGCAAGCUCUAUGCCCUGCCAGUCAGUGACACUCUCACCGGCCACUUUCGCGAGUGGAGUGCUCGUUUCUACAGAAACAAUCCUGCCCAGAUGCAUCGACUGAUGCCGUGGAUACACCGCGACAUUGUGUGCCUGCUGAGGAAUGCUGCGCACAGUAUCAGGACCGUGAUGCAGCUGAUGCACGACAUUCUUCCCAUGACAAACAUACUGGGACCGACAUUCCGGCGCCGCUUGUCGCCGCACUUGGGCGCGCGCACCAGUCACUUCAUUCACGAGCUGUUCAACUUUGCCCGCUCCCCAUUCGAUAUGAUUGGCUACGACCAUGUGGUGCAGUACUCGGCCCGUGUGGCGGAGGAGGUGGAAGUGGAUCUGCUGGACAUGGUCGAGACACAGUCGUCAAACGAGAGCGACUUGCACUUGGAGGUCGGCGAUGGGGAGACGGCGAAUGCUGAGUCAUCCAACGAGUGGAAUGCCAACGCCAGCGAUCGUCCGUCCACCAGUGUGAUUGUGACCAAUCCCGGUGCCACACAUUCCUUCAGCGUGACCAUGGACAGCGAUGGCAGCGAGCUGCCAGGGAUCUCAGUGCGACGUGCCACCACCUCGACCGUCGGCUCCCAGACAGUGGCCAUCAACUUGAGCAUGCGGCGUCCGGCCAGCGACUCGGAAGUGAUCGAGAUCGAUGACGGCGAUGCUGCGGCCAAUGCCGAGGUGGCCGCCAUCACCGAUGGCAGCAGCUCAAACAGGCGACAGGCCGGCGCCAGCAUACCGAUUAGUGCCCACAUUGAGCUGGAGAGCAGCAGCAGCUCCAGCGGCGAUGAUGAGUGUGUCUUUGUGCUGGAGCUGAAGCCGCCGCAUUUGCGCACACCCGAACAGGUGACGCUCGACUCCAACAGCGAUUCGGACGUUGUGUUUGUGCACGAAGUGAAUGAGAGUCCGCCGGCCAGCCAUCGCCCAACGGCAGCCACAACAGACGCCGCAAAUACUGCGGAACAGAAUGAGGCUCAGACGGCCAACCAAGGCCUGUAUAUGGGUCCCAGCACAAGCGCUGCCGCCAGCAUAGGCAAGAACUGGAAGCAGUGCUACGACUACGCACGUCGUCAGGAUCUAUUACGCAUCGCUGGCUCCACACGCUUGAAACGCAACAGCCAUCCCAGUUUCGUUUCCUCAGUCAGCCAUAGCAGCAGUUCGAGCAGCAGCAGCAGCAGCAGCAGCAGUAGCAGCAGUACCACACUCUUCAAGUGGAGCUCCAGCAGCGAUGACAGCAGCGAAAGCAGCGGCAACAGCGAGGUUCCCUUGGCCACCACCAAAAGAAGACUUCGCAAGGCGCAGUCACGCAAGCGUUCAGCUGCACAGAAGCCCAAGAGACCAACACGAAAGCGCAGCAGGCGACAGGUCGAGCAGGCCACAGCACAGAGUCCUCCAAAGCAGGAGGACCAGGAGGACGAGGAAGAGAAGAAGCUGCCGGUGGCUGAGCGCGAACCCGAGCAAGCAAGCACCUCCGAUGGCAGUUCAAGCGAUGAUGAGUCGGGCGGCGGCAGCAGUGAAGCGAGUGUACCCAAAAAGAAGAGCAGCAGCGAGGACUCUGACGAUGGCAGCCCGGAAUUUAAUCUGCAGCUUAGCGCUCUGCGUGCUGCUUUGCGCUCAGAGGCAGUCUUGGAGGAUCGAAAGCCGCUCAAGCGGGAGUUGCAACUGCCCAAGGAGGAGCAGCCACAGCACUCACAGGCCCCACCACCGGGCGGUAGUAUGCAUCAGCAGUCAUUAGAGGAAACGCAGGCCGAGUGCAGUGCGCCGAAGCGUCGUCGCAGCUGCAGCAAUAGCAAUCUGUCCAGCCACAGUGCCAGCGUAGCCAGCAGCAGCACCACAACAGCCUCCUCCAGCUCGGCCCUGAGCUCGUUCAACUGGCGCGCAACGAGCUGUGCUAGUGAUCCUCUGGUGCGUGGCACCGCUGGCACUACCGAUGAGCACGACAUUGCCCACUCCCUGAUUGAGCUGUCCACACUGACGCAUGAGAGAAACGCUGCUGACGCUGCUGACGGUGCAGACGCCGACGUGGACGUGGAUGGUGGCGUCAGUGGAGGCCUGUUCAAUGAUCAGUCGAGUGGCGUCGAGGAGGCAAUUAUCUUUCUACGCCAUGCACUGCCAAACACUGCCAAUAGCCUGGAGGAGGAUGUGCAUAUGGGUUUGUACUCGGAUGUGGAUGCCGAAGGCAGCAAUCAAUAUCAAAUGGAGUCGGCCAUCGAUGUGGUUGGGGAACCGCUGGUGGAAGCCGAUGCAGAUGCAGAGACGGCAGAUGACACAGCCACAGCCACCGAAGAUCAAGAGGAGGAUGAGGAUGAAGAAGAUGAUGAGAAUGAAAAUGAAAAUGAAGAUGAGGAAGAGAACGAAGCUGAGGAUGAGGACGACGAUGAAGAUGAUGAGGAUAAUGACAACGACAAUGACAAUGACGACGACGAAGACGAAGAUAAUGAUAAUGAUAAUGAUAAUGAUGAAGAUUAGCUAGAGGAACAAUGCAUAAGCUCCAACCGUUUAUUACACUAAAAAAAACGCUGUUCAAAGAUUAUUGAUUGAUUGUCUUCUCCCUUAAUCUGGAUUCUUAAAUAUGUUGCCCUUGUCCCCCCCACUAUAAUAAUCUAUUAUUUAACUUGUAAUUUAAUUAAAUUGUUUAAUCCUAGGCCUAAGAUUGCCCAUUUAAAUUGUAAAUAUUCACAGCGCCCUUAUCAAUAUUCUACAUAUAUGUUUGUAGUUGGGCAAGAACUACCUAUAAGCAAAACAUUAUUAAAAUGUUCAACCCACACCCACAUAAGUACUAAUGUAUCCAGUGUACCCCAAAAGCGGAUGGAUUCUAUUGAAGCAUUGGCAGAGAGACCUAUCCAGCAUGCCCGUUAUUGUCCUCCCAUCCUUUCCCACUCAUGUUGUACAUUUAUUUAUUUAAGAUCAUCUAAAAAUUACCUAUUUAGCAUACACAAUAAUUCAAGUUCAUA